Molecule: messenger RNA, 1301 nt
Organism: Aspergillus alliaceus
Lineage: Eukaryota; Fungi; Ascomycota; Eurotiomycetes; Eurotiales; Aspergillaceae
Product: wax synthase family protein
Exons: 2
Coding region: 1-1248 (415 amino acids)
Biological process (GO): lipid metabolic process
Source: RefSeq, a predicted model, not a curated record
AUGGAUCCCGCUGCCUUGGAGGCCUGGAGAGUCCCGUUGACACAAUGGGGCCUCCUCCAGCUUAUACCGGGAUUAGCGGUAGCUCUGACGCCUUCCCAGUCCGUAGUCCGGUCUAUGGCCGCGGUGAUCGUAAUCGCGCUCGCGUACUCUCUCCAAAAGCGCAUCACCGAGUCCUCCUUGGAUACUCGAGCGGGAGGGCCAAUGGUGGCCAUGUCCUGGGUGAGCGUGUUGAACGCUAUUGACAUGCUUGUGCUGAGUCGCGUCUCGUAUGAGGCGCAGGUUGAGUGGGAGCGGAAAAGAUCUGGCGGUAAAGCUGUAAAAGAGGCGGAUUCUCAUUCUCCAAAGUCGACUCUACGUAGCCGACUCCUCUGGUCCCAGAAUAUCGGGUUCAAUUUUCGCCGCAUUAACACGCCAUGGCAAAUCGCGAGAAUCCCCGUGUUCGACAAGGCAAAUCCGGAAUAUGUCCCGUCGCGUUUGAAGUUUGUGCUGCAAGGUAUUCUGAAAGUAUGCGUUUCGUUCUCUCUGCUACACCUUUGCACGAUUGACCCGAGCGAUCCGCGUGUGCCUGGCAUUAUUGAGAAAUUAUCGGACAGCAAGACAGUUCUGGCCCCUUGGUCGCACGGGACGUCGGCACAGGGGAUUCUGACUCAGGCAAGAAUCACUCUCUCGUUCGGAAUCGUGUGCAGGUCUGCCAUCACGGGAAUGUAUACCCUUGCCGCUGUUUUGUUGGUAGCUUUAGGCAUUUAUGACCCUGCGGAAUGGCCCCCGGUGUUCAAUUCGCUGACGGAAGCAUGGUCUUUAAGACGACUAUGGGGAACGGCAUGGCACCAAACCCUUCGUACGCUCCUCGUCUCAAAUGCAGACUUCAUCUCUUUCUCUGUUCUCCGGAUCCCUUCUAAGUCACUGUGGGCCUGCUAUCCGCGGCUGCUGUUUGCUUUCACUGUGUCUGGAUUUGUCCACAUGGGAAUGGACCUAGCGUUCGGCGUACCGCGCGCCCAAACCGGUGCAGUAUGGUUCUUCUGCCUCCAAGCUGUUGGGGUUAUUUUUGAGUCUCUCAUCCAGAGCUUGUUUCGCGCUCAGAUUGAGAGGAUGAGUCCCGUCUUAAAGCGUGCUAUUGGGUACGCGUGGGUGGCAUUGUUUCUUCUUUGGGUGACGCCAGUUUGGUUGAAUCCGAUCAUGCUCCGUCUGUACGAGGACGGACAGCGACUCAUGUCUCCUUUUCUUGUAUUUGGAAGUCUGCCGUUCUAGCCUUGCAUUUUGCGCUACUCUCAUAAUUUAGAAUUGGCAUCUGCAGUGACUGG